Cadophora gregata is the source of this 594-nucleotide messenger RNA. RefSeq lists its product as uncharacterized. Bases 1 to 594 code for a protein of 197 amino acids. The record is from RefSeq and is a predicted model, not a curated record. NCBI's taxonomy places the organism in Eukaryota, Fungi, Ascomycota, Leotiomycetes, Helotiales, Ploettnerulaceae. The transcript has 2 exons.
AUGAUGCUCCUCCUAUUCCCAGUCCUUGUUCAAACCAGACGAGAAUAUCCGAGUGUAAGGCCGCAUCUCGUAGUAGUAGGGACCGACUCGCAUACAGAAGCAAAGUUCGAAGAGCGAAAAUAUGAUGACAUUAUCGAAGCUCUCAACGACGAGGAGAGGUGGGAGAACAGCCAGGCCAUGCCUACGGAACGGUAUGUGGUCAGUAAGCUGCUCUCUCACUACAUGGCAUAUGAGAUGGUCCGACUUACACCUUCCGUCAACGGUGAGCCUGCCAUUGUCGUCAACAUCGUCCCUCCGGGUUUCUGCAAAUCCGAGUUGAAAACACACGACUCGGCUCCGUCGUGUCUGCUGAACUCGAUACCUUUCCUAACUCUGAGGACUCCUGAAGAGGGAAGUAAAACUAUCGUAGACGCUACCGUCCGCGGAAUAGGUUCCCAUGGCAAAUACAUCGAGCAUCAGAAGGUCGCGAGGGUCGGAAAAUUAGUUUCAUCCGACGAAGGGCUGAAAAUAAGAAACAAGAUAUGGUAUGAGGUUGUGGAAAUUCUCGUUUCAGCUGUACCUGCUGUCGAGCGCGUGGUUUAUGGCGAUUUCUGA